Molecule: messenger RNA, 968 nt
Organism: Belonocnema kinseyi
Lineage: Eukaryota; Metazoa; Arthropoda; Insecta; Hymenoptera; Cynipidae
Product: mitochondrial inner membrane protease subunit 2
Exons: 4
Coding region: 433-954 (173 amino acids)
Biological process (GO): mitochondrial respiratory chain complex assembly
Cellular component (GO): mitochondrial inner membrane peptidase complex; membrane
Molecular function (GO): serine-type endopeptidase activity
Source: RefSeq, a predicted model, not a curated record
UGAACUUUCCGUGCGUGGCGCUAGUAUGAAAAUAUGUACAAAUAUGGCCCUCCACGUGAAAAGAAUAAUAUAAUCUAAAUUCAUGUGCAUUUAAAUACUCUAUAAAAUAUACUCUGUACAUUAAAUAUAUAAUUCAUAAAGUGAAAGUGCAACAUCGAAAUGAUUACUUUGGUCUCCUGGUGUCUAUUCUCAUUGAUCAUGGUAUUACAUAUAUGUAUAUUUGAGGCUUUGUUAAUGAAGCUUGUGUGUGAGGUAAAAAGAACUAGUUUUUACCUAACUUUUGCAAUCAAUACAGAAAAUAUUAUUCAACAUAUUUUAGAAAGUCUACAAAGAAUAUAAAAGAAUGAUUUUUUACGUGAUUUAUUUAUUCGUUUUACUCACUGAAAUGUCAGUUUGAAGCAAGCUUAUAGCUAUCGUGAUAAAACAGAUCACAUGGAAAUAUUUUUUAUUUUGCGGAAAAUACUUAUUGGAGUUCCCAUAGGUUUUGCUUUAGUAAAACCUUUUGUUUUGGAUACUUUUGGUUACAUAGCACGUGUCGAUGGAGUUUCAAUGCAACCAACAUUAAAUCCAGAUUCAAAAACGACAGAUUAUGUUUUUUUAAAUCACUGGUCAGUACGGCAUUACAAUAUACAUCGAGGAGAUAUUAUUUCAUUUACAUCUCCAAAAUCACCAAAUCGAUUUUUAAUUAAGCGUGUGGUAGGAUUGGCUGGGGACGUUGUAAGCACCAUUGGUUAUAAAACGUCAGUUUCUCAGGUUCCUGAUGGCCAUUGUUGGGUAGAAGGUGAUAAUACGGGCUAUUCUAUGGAUUCAAAUUCAUUUGGACCUGUAGCUCUUGGUUUGAUCACUGGAAAAGCAACGUGUAUUGUUUGGCCACCCAGUCGUUGGCAAUAUUUGAUUCCGUUUUUACCUUCGCAUAGAGCUCCUUUAAACUUGUCCCUUCCAGUAGCAGCUUAAGUUUAUGUCAAAAU